AUGUUUUUUCGUAAAGUUAAUAAUAACCCUAAAGUUCAUAAUAAGCGGAAAGAAAAUAGUCCAGACAUAAUUACUCCUCAUGCAAAUCGUUUGGUUUCCUACAUGAAUACGCACCCUGCUACUAUCCUUGGAUACGCAAAGUAUUAUGGAGAAGUAAGCAAUGCAGUUAGUGCUCGAAUGACGGAUAUUGACUCGACUGGGUUUGUCAUAGCGGUAAAAGAAGAGGAUGGAUUAGAAUCAGAAAUUCACAUUAGAUUUAAAUCUCCAUUGAGGUCGUAUAAUGAAGUUAGACCUACCUUGACUCGGAUGGCACAAGAAGCUGAGGAAGCUUUGAACUUGCCUAGUACAGCACCACCACCUUCAAUGAUGUCUGAUUCUUCAUCACCAACUUCACAUACCCCAUUUAUUAUGCCAGGAAGAAUUGAUUUAUCAAUUACAAUAUUUGUUAUUAUAACACUAUUAACCAUUGCCUUCUAUCCUUAUUCGACACCAACAAUUAUCAAAGAAAUUAGAGAUUUUUUUGGAACAAAUUUAAUAAAUAUAAAUUUAAUUAUUUUGGUUAUUUUUCAUACUGUUGAAGCACUGAUAGCAUUUAUUGUUUUGACAAUGAGAAGCGAAAAGGACACUAUGACUUUGGUGAAAUGGGUCGCUGCUACCCUUAUUUAUGGUCAUGUUUGGUUAUUAUUCAAAGAUCAAAGAAAAGAGGAUUAA
Messenger RNA from Funneliformis geosporum, 711 nucleotides. The record is from the annotation of a GenBank genome assembly. NCBI's taxonomy places the organism in Eukaryota, Fungi, Glomeromycota, Glomeromycetes, Glomerales, Glomeraceae.